UUUUUUUUUGUUUUUGUUUUCCCAGAGCUCUAAACCUUCAAGCUCAAGCCCAUUAACUCCUUCUUCUACCUCCAAUUUUCCCCUGUAACCAAAAUUCAAAUUUUUAUUUUUAUUUUUGAUUUUUCUUCCAAAUUCCCCAGAAAUUUUCAAUUCGGAAACCCUAGAUUCGAGUUUUCUUAGCGUUUCUCGGCCUUUCUCUCGCCCUUUACUUCUUUAGAUCCGUCAGUAAAGGGUCCGUGUCUUCCUAGUGGAUCUAACUGCCAAUUUAUGUAGAUUUUGCUUCUAUUAUCAUCCCUUUUAAAGUUUCCAGGUUUUGGGCAAGCAUUCAGUUUAGUUGUUUUCUAGCGCUGAUGGAACUGUUGCAAGUCUUCUUCUUUGCUGGAGUCUCCUAUUGAGAUGGAUUCCCCUAUUGCAGCUGUGAUGCCUACUACACCUAUUGAUAACAAUGAACCACCUGGUUCAGAAACUCAGCCUAAUAAGCGUAGGAGAAAGAAGUCUAUUGUGUGGGAAUACUUCACUGUAGAAACUGUUGGAGCUGGAUGUACUAGGGCCUGCUGCAAGCAAUGCAAGAAAUCAUUUGCUUACAUUACCGGUUCAAAGCUAGCUGGAACCAGCCACCUCAAACGACAUAUUACCAUGGGAAUAUGCCCAGUAAGCCGCCAGAAAAAUCAACAAUCUCCAUAUACUCCAAAUUCCAAAACAGGGAAUGCCACUGAUCCUCCCAAAAGACGCUACAGAUCACCUGCUGGAAUUGCUAGCAUCCCUUUCAAUCAGGAUCGCUGCAGCCAUGAAAUAGCUAAGAUGAUCAUAAUGCAUGAUUAUCCCCCGCACAUUGUUGAACAUUCUGGUUUUGUUGAUUUCGUUCAUACUCUUCAACCCCAGUUUAAUGUGGUCAGCUUCAACACCAUCCAAGGGGAUUGUGUGGCAAUGUACCUGAGAGAGAAGCAAAGCCUUUUGAAUUUUAUCAGUGAAAUUCCUGGACGUGUGAACCUUACAUUGGAUUUGUGGACUUCAAAUCAAACUGUUGGCUAUGCAGUCCUAACAGGGUACUUCAUUGAUGGUGAUUGGAAUUUGCAUCGUCGGAUUCUUAAUGUUGUUAUGGUUCCUUCACCAGAUUCAGAUGUUGCCUUUAAUCAAGCUCUUGUGACUUGCCUAUCUGACUGGCAUCUGGAGAGCAAGUUGCUGACCCUCACACUUGAUCGCUCCUUUUCAAAUGAAACCAUAAAUCAACAUCUCAGAGGCUGCCUUCCUGUCAAGAAUCCACUUAUGUUGAAUGGUCAGUUGUUAAUAGGGAAUUGCUAUGCUCGCGUUAUAAGUCGUUUGGCACAGGCUGCAAUAGGAGCAACCGGGGCAGCUGUCAAGAAAAUCCGUGAUAGUGUAAAGUAUGUCAAAACUUCAGAUGCUCAUGAAGAGAAGUUUCUUGAGCUGAAGGAACAACUUCGAGUGCCCAGCACAAAAGAACUCUUCAUUGACGACCAAACUAAAUGGAACACAACUUUCCAUAUGCUGGUGGCUGCUAAUGAGCUAAAGCAAGUAUUUUCUUGUUUAGAAACCUAUGAUCCCGAUUACCACAUAGUCCCCCCAUCGAUGGAUGAGUGGAAGCAGGUAGAAAUUCUCUGCAUAUACUUGAGGUCUUUCUUUGAUGCAGCCAACAUAGUAACUUCUCCGAUAUACCCAACUGCCAGUGCCUUCUACCAUGAAGUGUCAAAAAUUCAAUUAGAGUUGACACAAGCAGCCAUGAGUGAAGAUCCCUUUGUCAGCUAUCUGACCAGACCUUUGAAAGAAAAGUUCAAUGAAUAUUGGAGAGAAUGCUUUCUUGUUUUGGCGAUUGCUGUUGUUAUCGAUCCAAGGUUCAAAAUGAAGCUCAUUGAGUUCAGUUUCUCUAGGAUAUAUGGUGAGGAUGCUGAGACGUGGAUCAAGGUUGUUGAUGAUGGCAUUCAUGAACUCUUUGAUGAAUAUCUUGUGCAUGCACUUCCUCCUCCAGAUGCUUUUAUGGAAGAAACAAAUGAGGUCCUCCCAAAAACUGAAACUAUUCAAGAACAAAUCCCCCAAGAAGACGCUCAACUAGAAGAUAUCCCUGAAGAAGGAACCUAUCAGGAAGGACAUCCUCAAGAAGGGAACUAUCAAGGACACUAUCAAGAAGGAAAUCCUCAAGAAGCACACUAUCAAGAAGGAAAUCCUCAAGAAGGGACCUAUCAAGAAGGAAAUACUCAAGAAGUGAUCUAUCAAGAAGGAAAUACCCAAGAAGUGAUCUAUCAAGAAGGAAAUACUCAAGAAGGGACCUAUCAAGAAGGGACCCAUCAAGGACUUUCUGAAGAAUUACCGCAUAGCUCUCAAGAAAUGCCUCUUAUUACUAUUGGAGAUGGGCUCUCAGAUUUUGAAGUCUACAUCUGUGAGCUUGCAAGUACUCAGCCAUCGAAAUCAGAAUUAGAUCAGUAUCUUGAAGAAUCACUGUUGCCUCGUGCACAAGAGUUUGAUAUUUUGGAUUGGUGGAAACUAAACCAACUGAAGUAUCCAACUCUUUCCAAGAUGGCUUCUGAUAUUUUGUCAAUACCAUUGUCUACAGUUGCUCCUGAUUCUGUGUUCGACACUACUAGCAAGAAGAUGGAUGCCUACCGGACUUCACUGCGUCCAGUGACAUUGGAGGCUCUGAUUUGUGCCAAGGAUUGGUUCCAGUAUGCAUCAUUAUCAUCUGAUUUCACUAAUUCAAUUGUGAAAAUGGAAUUUUAGGGGUUUAGGUUUUGUUUUCCUCUUACAGGAUAGAUGGUUUUGCUCCCAAGGUUUUUAGGUGUUGGUUGAUAGCAGUUGUCAUUUAGUUUUUGUUUUCCUUUUUUCCUACUGUGAUCUUUGUUAUUAUGAAAUAUUUUUAGUGUAGGAUACAAUUAUGCUGCUUUAGGAAUUGCUGAUUUGCUAGUGUUCAUGAAUGCAGUGAAUUAAAGUUCAAGUUAAUGUCAUAUCUUGCUAACUUCAGCUAUCCUUGGCCCUGAAUUUAGUUUUCGGCUAUUAUUA
Messenger RNA from Pistacia vera, 3009 nucleotides. RefSeq names its product zinc finger BED domain-containing protein DAYSLEEPER-like. Gene Ontology annotation, molecular function: protein dimerization activity; DNA binding. The transcript has 3 exons. The record is from RefSeq and is a predicted model, not a curated record. The coding region runs from base 397 to 2730 and encodes 777 amino acids. Lineage: Eukaryota; Viridiplantae; Streptophyta; Magnoliopsida; Sapindales; Anacardiaceae.